This is a messenger RNA of Gymnodraco acuticeps, 2041 nucleotides long. RefSeq lists its product as uncharacterized. Gene Ontology annotation, cellular component: cytoplasm. Gene Ontology annotation, biological process: proteolysis. The transcript has 16 exons. Gene Ontology annotation, molecular function: manganese ion binding; metalloaminopeptidase activity. The coding region runs from base 101 to 1654 and encodes 517 amino acids. The record is from RefSeq and is a predicted model, not a curated record. Lineage: Eukaryota; Metazoa; Chordata; Actinopteri; Perciformes; Bathydraconidae.
GGAUCAUGUGACCAACCGGAAAGACAGAAGGGAAGGAGCCGUUGUCGCCGGCUAUCAGCUGUCUCUUUCACCCUGAAGACUCCAGAGAGGGAGAAUUAAAAUGUGCACCAGCGCCCAGCCCGUUGAAUGGACCUCCGACCUCAAAAACCAGAAUUUUGAUGGCAUCGUAUUGGUGACCCAGAGCCAUGACACGCUGCCAUCCGAGCUCGAGUUCCUGAAGGCACCGCUGCAGGACUACAGCUCUGUGGACAGUAGUUUGGGGCAGGAGGUGGUCAUCCUGAAGGUGCCUGGUCUCCCUGGUAACCGCCUGGUCUUUGCCUCCACCGGCCCUUUGAACCGUGACUAUGACGACGUGCGGCGCUUCAGUGAUGCAGCCUGCAACGGCAUCAAGAGGGCCUUGAAGGCCGGCAUGCAGCGCCCCCUGCUAGUCUGCCCCCCCCACAAGGACUACAAGAACAGCAGUAUGGUGGCUGCACUCGGAGCGCUUCAGGCUCUCUACAUGCCCCUGGAAGUGAGGGAGUGGAAUGUGAAAGCGAGCGACCACAAGGUGUGUGUCCUGGGUCUGUGGGCAGCCCAGGAGGCUCAUGGGAAAAGGCUGGUGGAGCUGGCUGACGCCCUGGAGAGCGGCAGACUGGCCUGUCGGGACAUCGGUGGCUCUGACCCUGAACGCAUGGCCGCUCCUCGCGCCGCUGAAUACGUCCAGGAACUCUUCAAGGACAGCCCUGUGAAGGUGGAAGUGGUGAGCAGCGUGAAGGUGCUGGAGAAGGAGUACCCCUGUCUGGCUGCAGUCAACCGCUGUGCCGACAGUGUCCCUCGUCACCAGGGCAGAGUGAUCAAGCUGCAGUACUGCGGAGAGGGGCCGAUCCAGACAACGCUCAUGUUGGUGGGAAAGGGCAUCACCUACGACACAGGCGGAGCUGACAUCAAGGCCGGGGGCUUCAUGGCCGGGAUGCACAGGGACAAGUGUGGAGCUGCUGCUGUGGCCGGCUUCUUCCAGAUUUUAGCCAAGCUGAAGCCAAAACAUCUGAAGGUCAUCGGCUCCAUGGCCAUGGUCCGGAACAGUGUCGGUUCAGACUGCUAUGUGGCCGAUGAGCUGGUGGUCUCCCGUGCGGGCCGCAGAGUGCGAGUGGGAAACACUGAUGCUGAGGGACGCAUGGUGAUGGUGGACCUGCUCUGUGAGAUGAAGGAGAAGGCAGCUACUGAGAAGUGUCCUCAGCUGUUUACCAUCGCUACUCUCACCGGUCACGCCAUCAGAGCCAUGGGACCCGAUUACUCUAUCAUCAUGGAUAACGGGCCAGCCCAUCGCAACAAAAAUGCUGCUCAGUGGCAGAAAGCUGGAGAGGCGCUGGGCGAUGUGUUCGAGGUGUCCACCAUCAGACGAGAGGACUACGAGUUCCACAAGGGAAAGUCUGAGUACGAGGACAUUCUGCAGUGCAACAACCUGCCGUCCUCCGCUACACCUCGCGGGCAUCAGACCCCUGCAGCUUUCCUCAUCAUGGCCUCUGGGCUCGACAAGCACGGUGUGGACUCUAAGGCCCCUCUGCCGUACUCCCACGUUGACAUUGCCGGGUCCAGCGGUCCUUUCCCAGGGGUCCCAACAGGAUCCCCCAUCCUCGCCAUGGCAACCCACUACAUCUUCUCUGAUAGUCUCUAAACGGAUACACCAGGAACAUAAAGUUCUUCUGCACUCUAUGCCAACACACAUUUGGAACCGUCCAAUAAAAAAUGAAAUCCCUACCACAACACAUAUUGCAAAUAGUGCAAUGUUUCUGUCUGACAUUCCUUACAAUGUGUUCACUCUGCAAGAAUAUUCUUCACUCCCUUUCCAAGAUCUUGUGAAGUUUUUCCUGUCUACACCAAGUCUCAAUGACCCUGGCUAAAUCAACAUGCGUAAAUAUACUCAGGGGUUAAAUGGCAGUAUUAAAAUACUAUCCUUUUUAUUCGUGUCUGUAUGUGUGCGACAAACAUGGGUUGUGUGGGAUGCUGUGUGUCAGUGAAACCAAGCACUUCUAAAUGAUUAAUAAAACAUUUGAAAUUAAAA